This is a messenger RNA of Gallus gallus (chicken), 5192 nucleotides long. It is a transcript of the gene IFI30, whose product is annotated as IFI30, lysosomal thiol reductase. The coding region runs from base 3864 to 5099 and encodes 411 amino acids. Gene Ontology annotation, molecular function: oxidoreductase activity, acting on a sulfur group of donors, disulfide as acceptor. The record is from RefSeq and is a predicted model, not a curated record. NCBI's taxonomy places the organism in Eukaryota, Metazoa, Chordata, Aves, Galliformes, Phasianidae. The transcript is spliced from 7 exons. Gene Ontology annotation, cellular component: lysosome.
GCACUACAAGCACACAUCCCUGGUGCAGCACAAUGACUCCCUGAAUGUCACGCUGGCUCACCCGGUCCUUUCCCAGCCACCAGCCAGAUGAACAGACCGUGCACAACACAACAGCUGCCUUCAGCUUUUCCCCAGAGCGCUGCUUUCUGGCUCUGGACUCUUGCACCCUGUAUAGUUGAGUCUCUGUGCUCCUGCCCCUCCAGAGCAUCUGAGAUGUCUGUGACCGUUCCUGGUGUCCCUUUUGGUCAGUAGCUGAAACCCGUGUUGGCUGAUGGGACAGAAAGGCUGGAAUGUUGACUCACAGCGGCCUCCAGCCCUUACGAGGUGGGAUCUAGUUGUGAUUGAAUUGCUGUGGAUGAGCGCAGCCCCCUCCCCUUCCCCAACAAACAGCUCAGAUCCCCUUCUUGCUGGCAGGUUGCCCCGCUAUGCAUCACUGUAGAGCUAGAUCCCAAUUCCUCUGCACUGUGGUGUCAAUCCUUGCCCAGCCGAGCAGCACUGGCGCACUCUGUGCGAGGGGCUCCUUGCUGGAUCCUGGAGGAGGAGGAGGAGGAGGAGGAGCCUCCGCUGAGCGUGUGCGUCCUCCACUCUCACUUCCCUCGGUGACUUUGCAGGCGGGGGUGGGAGCUGCUGUCUGGUACGAGGGGUGCUGCUCUUCCAUGCAGAGACUCAUUUCAAAAAGAAGACGGUGUCCCCCGCGGGGCAGUGGGUGUGCUGGGAGGGGGGCUUCUUGGCCGAGGUCCCCACUCCGUCCUGUGCCCCACCUCGCUGUCUUGUCCCCUGGUGUCGUAGCCACCUCUUAGUGUUGCUGUCUGGGGAGGGAGGAUGUGGUUCGUGAUGAAUCUCUCACCUUAGUUGUGCCAACUAAGCUGUGAAAUCCGUGUUGGUACCCGUGUUUUUCCCGGCAGAAUCCGUGGGACGCACAGCUCUUUGUUUCUGGUUGUCUUUGGUGAAUCUCUGCGAGUGUAACCCGUUGAAGCUAACUGUAGCUCUGUAAAUAUGGUUCUGUUUGUAAUUGGCUGCUUACCUCGUCCUGCUGAACUCCCACUACGACAUGCAAGCGCGUGGGCAGCGGCUGGGCGGGCUGCUGCAGCUCGGGGCAGGAGGGGUGGGAGGCUGACGCACACUACGAGCCCUGCCCAAAAUGAAGGACCUCUGCCGCAGGAGGGGGGCAUUUCCGCUGGGCCUGGGGCCUUAGCAUGUAGGGAUGUAUAUGCAUGAUACCCAACUAUGUAUGCAAAGCACUUAUAUUCGUGAGUACUGUAUGGGGACGGGGGGUGAGCGAGCCGUGGUGGUUGUAGAGCUGCCCACUGCAGCACGGGCAGGGCUUGGGACGUCUCUGUUAAAGUUCAGAGGGCUCCAGGACAGCAGAGGAGGUGCGGGGUGGGCCCUGCAGGAGCUUUAACAGCCAGACCUGGGUCUGAGUCGAGGCUGCGGUGGCUUUUGCUUUACUGCGUCAUCCUGUCUGCCUGGGUUGAAGAAAGCAUCGGUCGUCCUCUUGAUUUGCCUGAGAGGCCCUUUCCCUUACAGAGGCCGCAUCCUCAGGACGGGCUGGUGGAUGCUGUAGGCUUUGCUGCUUCUGCUUCGUGUCAUGAUGGGCUGGGCUGGGUCCUCAGGUGCUGCGGUGCGUCUGUGUGUGCUCUGCCCACGUCCCAUCCUCCAUGCACUGUCUGCAGUGGGGCCCGCGGCGUUUUGUGCUCCCAAUUCCCAAUUCCCAUAGUCAGCUCUGCUGCUCGCAUUGAUCCAGGCUGCUCACAUUGAUCCAGGCCACUCCCUGGAUCCUUUUUGGAUCUGGGAUUGCUGGAACAAAUGUCACGUUCCUGUUGCUUGUGGCAGCUCUCCUACUCCCAGCUGUACCCCCCCACUCCUUGCUCUGUGUGCCCUCCAUGGGCCCUGGGCCCUGUGCUGGGGCUCCCCUGCUCUGUCAGUGUUCGGUGCUAUCACUCGGGGAUCACGUGGUGAUCAGUGAUAAUUAAUAAUUAAGGGAACAGUUUGGGCUGGGACAUGAGAGCUCAGACAGGCAGUAGGGCUGGCAGUCUCGGUGCUCGGAGUCCUCCCUGUGUAAUCAUUAUUGGAGGUGACUUAUUGAAGUCACUCACACUCCAUCUGAAGGGGAAAAAGCAGUAUAAAAAUGUCUUCAGAGAGGAGGAAAUGGAGGGAGGAUACCAUUGCAGCCCAACCUGCAGCAGGAUGACACUGCUGUCUUCUGGGACCAGGCGGUGGCUGAGUCUCUCUCCCCCCAUAGGGACACCCCGCGGGUGAGAUUUGCACACUCAGAGUUAUUCCAUGAGUGAACGUGUUUGUGGCCAGCUCGGUUCCUCAUUCUUGCUUCUGGUGUUUGCUCUGCAGUGUAUUUAUCACCGGCAAUCCAAACGGAUCUGCAGUCUGUUGCCUCAGUAAGCAGCACAGAGUGCAGAUUGGUUUGGUGAUGGUCCCACUGAGCACAGCCACACUCCCUCUGGGGGCUGUUCGGUGUGAGUGAUGGGAAUGCGGCCGUCACUGUGAGAGUUCGAAGUGGGCAUUGCUCGGAAUCACAGCCCGGCUGCCCCCAGCCCCUCUCGUAGCAGACCAAACUGGAACGCCAGGAGGUUUAUUUUCUGCCAAACUUCUUCACCCUUUACAACAGACACAGAGCCCUCGCGGGGGGCUGUGACACCCCAAAGCUUUGUGCUGGGCUCCUGCGCUGUGGGGGUGGGCUGCAGGGACGGCUCCUCCGGCCCCUCAUCCACAGCACCCCCAGCACUGCCUGCUCUGCUUCAGCCGCUCCCAGCGCUGUGCUUGGCCUGGACUUUGCUACCCAGGGGAAUUCCAGCUUCCCGUGACGGCGUUUUUUACCCUCCCGGCUGUAUUUCUGAUUCUCCUCACGCUGUCCCUCCCUGCUGCACAGCCACGGCCUCUGUGUGAGCUCAGCAGCAGCCGCGGUGGCCCCACAGCAUCUUCCAGCCCUGACACGCAUCACCGCGGCUGGGGACGCGCGGUCGGCCCCACGGGGCUCUGCUUGCAGUGCUGUAUGCGGCGAGGAGGACCGGGCCCUUCCCAGGGCUGCCGUUCCCCAGCCGUGCUUGACUUGGCUCUCGGAAACGCUCCUUUUCCCUCCUUUCCCCUUCAGGCUGAAGACCAAACCCCGAGCUUUCUGCAGCGCGGCUCCCCUGGAAUAAGCUAGUUGUGAUUUGUCUUUGAUGCUUUUGCUCGUGCUGUCCGGGUAGUGACGUGUUUCGAGGCCCUGGGCUGUGCUUUGCUGCUUGUGACCCGCAUGUCCCCCACCGCCCUGCCUGCCCACGUCCCACGGGCACAACGCGGCCCUGCGGGGGGGCCCAGGGAUGUGCCCGGCUCUGCUCGCUUCGGGUCGGGUUGCAUUGCUCUGUUCCCAGCUCAGAACACUCUGAGCCCCCCCAUAUCACCCCUGAUGGCGCUCACGUGGCAGGGGGGUGAUGGGGGGGGGGAGGUGGGGGGCAGAGGUGCCCCGACUGCUUUGUGCUCAGAGCGGACGUGGCGGCUGUGUGAGCGCUACCGAGAUGUUAGUCCUUAGGUAUAUGCAAUAAUCAGUACUCUAACUCGCCACUUCAGCUGUUUGUUACCAGCAGUAGUUCUCUAUGCUCUUUCUGUUGAUGUUUACUAAUGUCAACCCAGUAUUUGUUACUGUAAGAGGAUUUUUGUACGGUACUUCAAAAAAAAAAAAAAAAGAAAAAAAAAAAAGAAAACGGAAAAAAAAAAAAAACCCACAAAUAAAACGGAUUGAAUGAGGUGAUCACAGGGCUGGCUUUGGGGUGGCUGUGGGUCCCCGCGGGAACUGAGAUGGGAGGGGACCGAAGUGACGUCUGAGCCCAAAAGGGCAAGAAACAGCCAGAGCCGCGUGGCUGCAGCCCAUGGGGAAGUGCCGACUUCCCCCACCGCUCCCAGGAGGGGUUGGGGGCCGGGCCGGGCACCGGCUGCAGGGCUGGGGGCUUCAAUGGGGGCUCAGAGCGGGGCUGGGGGCACCUGGCUGCCGGGAGCUGUUGGUGCCGCUCAGGGCUGUGUUUCUGCCCAUGACCUUUCGCAACUGGUCCGUGCCCGAGGAAGCGGUGACGGCCGUUGGGGUUGGGGUGGGUGGCUGUGCCCCAAAACCCAAACGGCAGAGCUGUGCCCCGAAGCCUCCGCCGCCCCAUGGCACGUGCUAUGGGACAGCAGGGAUGGUUUGGCGGCAUCCACAGCCCCACGUGAGUCAGCGGUGUUGGUGUCACAUGAGGAGGUCGGUUGCGCCAGGCAGGAAGGGCGUGCGGAGGCGGGUGCAGCCGGGCUUUAAAAGCCCCAGCUGGGACAGGCUCGUCUCUGCACUGGCUCUCAGCCACCCCGCCGACCCCAUGGCCCCUGCUGUGCCGCUGGCCCUACUGGCCGUGGGGCUGGGGCUGGGGCUGGCCCUGCCCAGCUGUGACUACCCGACCCACCUCUGGUGCAGCUCACGGGAGAUCGCCGUUGCUUGCCAGGCAGAGAGCCACUGUGCCAACCUCGCGCACCCGACAGCCGCUCCCGUGCAGCUGAGCCUAUACUACGAGAGCCUGUGCCCGGCCUGCCGGGGCUUCCUGGUGCAGCAGCUCUUCACCACCUGGCUGCUGCUGCCCGUGGAGGUCCUGAACAUCACUCUGGUGCCGUACGGCAACGCUCAGGAGAGGAACGUCUCUGGGAAGUGGCAGUUCCAGUGCCAGCACGGCUCGGAGGAGUGUUUGGGCAACAUGCUGCAAGCCUGCCUGAUGCACGAGGCCCAGAACUUCACCACCUAUUUUCCUGUCAUCUUCUGCAUGGAGUCGGGCUCCUCCGCCACCAAGAAUCUGAAGGCUUGCCUGCAGUUGUACGCCCCGCAGCUGGAUGCAGGCCGCAUCACCGCCUGCGCGCAGGGGGAGCUGGGGGCCGCCCUGAUGCACCGCAACGCUCAGCUGACGGACGCUCUCGACCCGCCGCACCAAUACGUCCCCUGGGUCGUCAUCAAUGGGAAGCACACGGAUGAGCUGCAGGCGCAGGCCCAGAGCUCGCUGCUGAGGCUGGUGUGCCAGCUGUACCAGGGGGACAAACCCGAGGCCUGCGAGGACACGGAGAGCCCGAAGCCCGGCGCCGUCUGCAGGCGCUGAGGGGGGUCUGCAGGGCCGGAGUGGAUGCAGGCGGCGGGGAGCACCGCGCUGCGAGCGAGGAAUAAAGAGAAUCAUUGUGUGCGGAAACAUAAA